Messenger RNA from Aspergillus wentii DTO 134E9, 540 nucleotides. Its product is annotated as cytochrome c oxidase subunit 7. The transcript has 4 exons. NCBI's taxonomy places the organism in Eukaryota, Fungi, Ascomycota, Eurotiomycetes, Eurotiales, Aspergillaceae. The record is from RefSeq and is a predicted model, not a curated record. Bases 13 to 201 code for a protein of 62 amino acids.
AUUUAUAGAUUCAUGUUCCGCGAGAACCGUGUCCCUUACUACCAGCGUCUGUUCCAGAACCACGACGGAAAGCGUCAAUGGUGGAAGACUGAGCGCAGUGGCUACCUCUUGUACCCCUACCUCCUCUCGGUUUACGGCUUGGGUGCCGCUACCACCUACGCCAUGGGCCGUAUGGUCUUCGGCUACAAGACCUGGUUCUAAACGAACUAGAUCAUUUCUCGCCCGAUCUAUUCUUGUUGCAUCAUACGACACAGCGUCUAUAGGAUUCCGUUGGCGGUGUAUUUCUAUUCCAAUGAUGGGUUAGACGGAGAGGAACACAAGAUGUUUGGACGCUGUAUAUAAGAUAAGCCAGGGCGCCAAUGAGAGAAUCCUUGCCUUGUUCAAAUUUCCGCGCAUUAAACCUUACAAGUGCCUAUUUUAUACAACCUGCUGUAUUCCGAAGUUCGCGCGGUAUACGUUGCUACAGCCCACUAUCUUGCCUCCAUGCAAUGGGGUUCAUGACGGAUUGAUAGGGCCUCCUAGCAGGGAAAUGUCUACUGC